This is a messenger RNA of Anopheles coluzzii, 1697 nucleotides long. It is a transcript of the gene Su(fu), whose product is annotated as suppressor of fused homolog. Gene Ontology annotation, molecular function: transcription factor binding. The coding region runs from base 104 to 1501 and encodes 465 amino acids. The transcript is spliced from 2 exons. Gene Ontology annotation, cellular component: cytoplasm; nucleus. The record is from RefSeq and is a predicted model, not a curated record. NCBI's taxonomy places the organism in Eukaryota, Metazoa, Arthropoda, Insecta, Diptera, Culicidae.
UUUACGUUUAGUUUGCAUUCCUUUGCAGCUUUGGUUCCGAUUUUAGUUUAGAUUUUCCGUUUUCUUUAUCUUUCUAAUUUGUAAUUUCCAUCACGCCGCUGCAAUGGCAGCAGCCGCUCCAGAAAAGGAAACUGCGCUCAAAAAACGCAUCCUACCCCGCGGUUUACAGAAACUCAUCGAGCAAUGUUUGAAAAUUUACCCCGACCAAACGAACCCGCUGCAGGUGACGACCGUGCUGAAGUAUUGGCUCGGCGGACAAGAUCCGUUGGAUUACAUCAGCAUGUAUCACAAUGCCGGCGAUCCGGAGCAAAACAUCCCGCCCCACUGGCACUACGUAAGCUUCGGUCUGUCCGACCUACACGGCGAUGGGCGGGUGCAUCUGGCAGACACUUCCGGCGGUCUUGAGCCACGCUCUGGCAUGGGCUUUGAACUUACCUUCCGGCUGGUAAAGUCCCCCGACGCGGCGGCCAACGAGCGGCCACCGACCUGGCCCGCGAACCUGCUGCAAUCGCUCGCCAAGUACGUGUUCCAGUCGGGCAAUCGGCUCUGCACCGGCGACAACAUCCCCUGGCGUCGAUCGCUCGACGGAAGCAAGGACAGCAACACGGCCAUCCAGCACAUGCUAAUAGCGGAAGACCCUCAGCUCCCGCGGACGGAAACCCCGUUCGGUUGGGUGGACUUCCUGCAGAUCGUGGGCGUGACGAGCGAGGAGCUGGAACAAGCGUCCCGCUGGAACGGGAAGGGUAUGUUGAAUCUGCUGACAAAAGAUCCGGCCACGGGCGGCCCCUGGCUGAUCACGGAUAUGGCCCGAUCGAGCAGCGUGUUCGAGCAGUUCCCCGAGACGCUCCGCCAGCUCGAGCUAGAUCUGGAAAAGGAGGGGUCCGAUCUGGCCGGUGUGAAUGCGGACUUUACCUUCAAAGAGCUCGCCAAAGGUGCACUCACCGUGGCCGUCAAAAAGGAGGUGCUCGAUCCGGACGAAGACCUGUCCCGCUCCAUCUCGUCCUGCAACAUUGCGGUGAAGGAGGAAGCGCCCGAAAAGGAUACGCUGGAACAGUCGACCGGUUCGACGUCCUCGGAUAUGGUGAAUCCGUUCGACAAUCCGAACAUUCCGUCCCGUGUCUUCCCGCUGACCGGCAUCGAGCUGACGCUUGCACCGUACGCCGCCAAAUUCCUCAUGCUUGCCGUGCGCGAUCGCAUCCGGCACGGGCGACACUUUACCUUCAAGGCGCAGCAUAUGGCCGUCACGUUCGUGGCCGAAUCGGUGACCGGCUCGAUCGUGAACCGCCAAACGCCGUACGCGGUGCUCGGCAGCUGGGUGCAGAUACUGAUCCCGAACCGGCUGGUGCCGCGCAUGGUCGAACGCUUCGGUGAGCUGAGCACGCGCAGCGCGGACGGGCUGAAAAUUCCACUAACGUACGAAUGGCCGGAACAGAAUCUUAAGUUUAUCAUCGACAAUCCGCCACCGGAGCUGCUGAACCAGCAGGGACCGAUACUGGCGUAAUGGGGAUGGCAUUUUCCUAUCUUUCGAAUGGGUAUUACUACUUACGAGUGCCUUGAUAUUGCUGCGCUUCCACCCAACCACAGGAUUGGUGGUGCGCAGGUUUAGCUUUAGUUCGUACAAGUGAAACUCUGACAAUUUCUUACUCCUUUGAACUCAAUAAAAAUCUCAGCACUUUAGUUCUGAUAAUGAAACUUCA